This is a messenger RNA of Corticium candelabrum, 1365 nucleotides long. RefSeq lists its product as uncharacterized. Bases 1 to 975 code for a protein of 324 amino acids. NCBI's taxonomy places the organism in Eukaryota, Metazoa, Porifera, Homoscleromorpha, Homosclerophorida, Plakinidae. The transcript is spliced from 3 exons. The record is from RefSeq and is a predicted model, not a curated record.
AUGGAUAACGUAGAGAAGCUGUCAGAGUUGUCAAACUGUGCGGACUCUGUACAUACGCACCCUGUGAAUGCCUAUCAGCAUUUUGUCAACGCUUUUGGAUAUAUCAAUAACAGUUACGGUAGGCAAGAUGCUGUGAGGAAGGCGCAGGAGGUUUGGAAGGUUGGGAGUGAUGAGAAGAAGGAUUACAUUUUGAAAGAAGCUUUUCGCAAGAUAGAGAUGACGACGAAGAGAAAAAUUACGUCGUACUUUAGACAGGAGUCAAAGAAGUCGUCUGACGUUCAGACCGCUGCCAACGUGCCAUCUGUUGACUUCAGUGAUUCGCCCAUUCAGUGUCCUUUCAAACGCCUAAUGAAAGUCGAUGAAUCCAGCCUUUUGACGGUAGAUGUUACCUCCCACACUGAGUUCAUGAGGGAACUCUCACUGGUGGCUGAGGCUUUCAAAGACUACUACCAGUUGGUUACGCUGUGGAAACAGAAUCAGAGUUUUGUGAAGCGUGAAUCAAAGGUAGCAAGGUUAACUGAAGCUGCUGAGAAGAGGCUUUCAGAUUUGAAAGAUGGCUUGUUACAGUUGGCACAGCUGAAAGUGACAGUUACCAGUCUUUCUGCUCAAUUAAGAUCAUGCCAUGAAAAGCUGGCAGAAAUUACGUCUUUGCUGCCUGUUCUCCUGGAGGCAAAGUUCUCACUGGAAAGAUGCAUUCCAUGCCUAUACGAUAGCACUCGAGCUCAAAAACCGAGGAAGUUGAAUAAGCUGGCAGGCUCUGGGGAUUACCAGCUAUGUGCUAGUAAUUCUAUUCAUUUCUCUUGGGAAGCUAGUCUUGACAGCCUCUCUAUAAUUGAGCAUUCAUCCUUUGUUCCGAAACCUCUCAAUUUGGAGCAGCUGCUGAUGUUUCCUUCUAAAGGACAGUUGUCAUCGCCUUGGGAUGGGAGGUAUACCAGGCGAAGUCAUAUGCCAGCAGUAUGGCAUAGAAAGAGAUGACAAUGUGAAACUGAAGAUGGUCAUUGAUCAGCUUGUCGAGAGUUUUCCUGUGCUCUUAAUUAAAUCGAUGCACACAUUCAUCUUGCUAGAUUAUACUGAGCUCUUGUUUCGGCCUGGACUUGUUCAUGAGCUUGUAACGCUUGACCAAGACUCUACACAAGGUCCAUCGGAAGACACCAAAGUUGCAGAAGAGUUACCAAACAAAGAGGGGAUCUUCUAUUACACAAAGACUGGCCCUACCCCUCUGGAGGAGAGAUAUCCUCAGCUGUUAACAGUGAUAAUGGAUUUCAUCCAGUUGCAUGGGUUUGCAGCCCAUGUGCGUCGACGCAGUACAACUGCUACCUCUUGCGGUGUUCGCAUUGAGGAUAUCCGGAAGCAUGUUAUGCAGAA